Molecule: messenger RNA, 1131 nt
Organism: Orycteropus afer afer
Lineage: Eukaryota; Metazoa; Chordata; Mammalia; Tubulidentata; Orycteropodidae
Gene: P2RX6
Product: purinergic receptor P2X 6
Biological process (GO): monoatomic cation transmembrane transport; response to ATP
Cellular component (GO): plasma membrane; nuclear inner membrane
Molecular function (GO): purinergic nucleotide receptor activity; extracellularly ATP-gated monoatomic cation channel activity
Source: RefSeq, a predicted model, not a curated record
AUGGGCGCCCCAGGAACCAUGGCUGGCUGGGGGCUUCUGGAUUAUAAAACGGAGAAAUAUGUGAUGACCAGGAACUGGCGAGUGGGCGCCCUGCAGAGACUGCUGCAGCUGGGGGUCGCAGCCUACGUGGGAGAAAAUGUAUUCUUCUUGGUGACCAAUUUCCUCGUGACGCCAGCCCAAGUUCAGGGCAGGUGCCCAGAGCACCCUUCCGUUCCACUUGCCGCCUGCUGGGCUGACGAGGACUGCCCGGAAGGAGAGACGGGGACACACAGCCACGGUAUAAAGACUGGAUUCUGUGUGACGUUCAACGGGACCCACAGCACCUGCGAGGUCCGUGGCUGGUGCCCUGUAGAGAACAGCGUCAUGCCAGCGAAGCCCCUGCUGGCCCAGGCCGAGAACUUCACACUCUUCAUCAAAAACACUGUCACCUUCAGCAAGUUCAACUUCUCCAAAUCCAAUGCAUUGGAGACCUGGGACCCUAGCUAUUUUAAGCACUGCCGGUACGACCCGCACGCCAGUCCUUACUGCCCGGUGUUCCGCAUUGGGGACCUCGUGCAGGCGGCAGGUGGGGACUUUGAGGACCUGGCGUUGAUGGGUGGGGCUGUGGGCAUCCGUGUCCACUGGGAUUGUGACCUGGACGCCGGGGGCUCCGGAUGCCAACCCCACUACUCCUUUCAGCAGCAGGAUAGAAGCUACAACUUCAGGACGGCCACUCACUGGUGGAAGGCUCCUGGAGUGGAGGCCCGGAGCCUGCUCAAGCUGUAUGGAAUCCGAUUUGACAUUCUUGUCACUGGACAGGCAGGGAAGUUCGGGCUCAUUCCCACUGUCAUCACCUUGGGCACUGCAGCAGCGUGGCUGGGCGUGGUCACCUUCCUCUGUGACCUGCUGUUGUUGUACGUGGACGGAGAAGCCCACUUCUAUUGGAGGACCAAGUAUGAGGAGGCCAAAGCCCCGAAGGUGACGGCCAACUCUGUGUGCAGCGACCUGGUUUUCACGUCCCCCUUAGAUGGCCCAGCACCAGGUCCCAUCACUGCCGGGAGGAGACCCACGCUGACAGCUUCUCGGGAACACAACCAGGGCGGCCAUCAGCCAGACAUGGCCGCCCAAGCCAUGCCCAGGGGCCAAGCCUAG